AUGGAGAUCAUUAGCAACAAUAACCUCAUUUCUCAGUCUGUUGUUCUGCUUCUGUUAUGUUUUACCUUCAAUGGAACUUCCAUGGCAUCUGACACCAUCUAUGCAGGCCGCACUCUUUCGGGGACCCAGACAAUCACCUCCGCAGGUGGCAUAUUUGAGCUGGGUUUCUUCACAGCAGGUAACUCUCGAAACUAUUACGUAGGCAUUUGGUACAAAACUCUCCGCCCUCGAACUGUAGUUUGGGUAGCAAACCGAAACCAACCUGCCUCUGGUUCAUCUCCUUUGACACUGCAACUCUUCCGAAAUGGAAGCUUAGCGUUGCUGGAGCAAACGAAAUCUACAAUUUGGUCAACUCAAUCUAUGUCAGCGGUUUCUGAUUCCACCAUGGCAGUGCUUCUUGACAACGGGAACCUUGUCAUCAGAGAUGAAUUGGAUUCAUCCGCUGUUUUAUGGCAGAGUUUCGAUCACCCAACUGACACUUGGCUUCCGGGUGCCAAGCUUGGAUACAAUAAGCUUACGAAGGAAAAACUAGUUCUUACUCCCUCGAGAAACCCACAAAAUCCAGCCCCUGGAAUAUUUUCUCUUGAGAUGGAACUAACUGGAACAAUAUCUGCGACUCUCAGAAUUUGCCUCGUUGUCGAUGCUUGGACGGAUUUGAACCCCAAAUCCCAGAAGAUUGGGAUUUUGGAGGUUAAAAGCAUUGAGGAAUGUAUAUUAGCAUGCUCAAGAGAUUGCUCAAUCACCGCCUUUCUUUACGAUAACGACUGUAAGAUUUGGAAAGGGGAUAUAUUCAAUCUGAUUCAACUACCAUCUUCUCUGACUAAACUAAUAGAUUACAGAAAAAUGCAUUUACGAGUUGCAGAUUCUACCAACGAGGUAAAGAGAAAGAUUACUUGGAUUGCUGUUGGAGUACUUGCGGGGUUCCUUUCAAUCUCAACCAUUCUCAUGGUAUUUCUCAUAAGGAAGCGGUCAAAAGGAGCAUCGCCAAUAGUUCAGGAUUCCUUGGUGCUGUUCAAGUAUAAAGAUUUAAGAAGAGCAACAGAUAACUUCUCAGAAAAACUUGGGGAAGGAGGUUUUGGUUCUGUUUUCAAGGGGAUAUUGCCUAAUUCAACUGAUAUAGCAGUGAAAAAACUUAAAUAUCUGGAGCAGGGAGAGAAACAAUUUCGUGCUGAAGUGGGAACCAUUGGCGCUAUCCACCACAUUAAUGUUGUUCGCCUUUGGGGUUUUUGCACAGAAACUUCAAAACGACUUUUGGUCUAUGAGUACAUGCCAAAUGGUUCUCUGCAAUCUCUUUUUCAUCAAGAGAAUGCACUAAUGUUAGAUUGGGAUGCCAGAUAUCAUAUUGCAGUAGGGACUGCCAGAGGAUUGGCUUACCUACAUGAGGAGUGCCGAGACUGCAUAAUACACUGUGAUAUUAAGCCCGACAACAUUUUGUUGGAUGCAGAAUACAGUCCAAAACUGGCUGAUUUUGGUCUUGCAAAACUUGUCGGAAGACACCAUAGCCGCGUUCUGACAACCAUGAGAGGAACUGUAGGUUAUCUUGCACCAGAAUGGUUUUCAGGUGAAGCCAUCACACCAAAAGCUGAUGUCUUUAGCUAUGGCAUGUUGCUGAUUGAGGUUAUAACAGGAAGGAGAAAUAGAGAAGGGUUAGAUGAGGGGUUAGAAAACUACCGUCCUCUCAUGGUUGCCAAUGUAGUUAAUAAGGGAGAAGAUGUUGGUACUUUGUUGGAUUACAGGUUGGAAGGCCGUGCUGACAAAGAUGAACUCGCUCAAGCAUGUAAAGUCGCUUGUUGGUGCAUUCAAGAAGAUGAGAAGGAUAGGCCAACGAUGAGGCAGGUUGUUCAAAUUCUCGAGGGAGUUUCAGAUGUCAACAUACCCCCAAUCCCACAGUUCCUCCAGCGCCUUGUACAGUGUCCAUUAGAAGGUGUUAAUCACCUGAAGACUACUUGCAGUUCAGGCUUGUGGUCAUGCUCUGACGAUCAAAGUGCAUUUCAAGCCAAAAUCAACAACCGUGAAACGAAUAUUCACGAGGAUGCACCUGAAGGGGAACAUUGUACAUCUCUUUGUACGCGUUGA
Pyrus x bretschneideri (Chinese white pear) is the source of this 2076-nucleotide messenger RNA. Its product is annotated as G-type lectin S-receptor-like serine/threonine-protein kinase At2g19130. Gene Ontology annotation, biological process: protein phosphorylation. The transcript is spliced from 3 exons. NCBI's taxonomy places the organism in Eukaryota, Viridiplantae, Streptophyta, Magnoliopsida, Rosales, Rosaceae. Gene Ontology annotation, molecular function: protein kinase activity; ATP binding. Bases 1 to 2076 code for a protein of 691 amino acids. The record is from RefSeq and is a predicted model, not a curated record.